Sphenostylis stenocarpa is the source of this 1974-nucleotide messenger RNA. The record is from the annotation of a GenBank genome assembly. NCBI's taxonomy places the organism in Eukaryota, Viridiplantae, Streptophyta, Magnoliopsida, Fabales, Fabaceae.
AUGUCUCCUCCUUCUUUUCUAUUCCCUCAAACUCAAUCCACAGUCCUCCCAGACCCUUCAACCUACUUCUCACCAAACCUCCUUUCAUCUCCACUCCCUACAAACUCUUUCUUCCAAAACCUUGUUAUUCCAAAUGGAACACAGCCUGAGUACUUUCACCCCUACCACAUUCAGUCAUCAAACUCCUCACUCUCUGCCUCCUACCCUUUUCUCUUCUUUACCGCAGCUGUGUUGUACCAAGUUUUUGUCCCAGAUCUCACCAUCUCUGCCUCUCAAACAUACUCAUAUGGACAAAACCGUGUAAUCUCAUCCUACAGUGACCUUGGUGUCACUUUGGACAUUCCCACUUCCAACCUCAGGUUCUUUCUUGUCAGAGGAAGCCCUUUCAUAACUGCUUCUGUGACAAAGCCAACCUCGCUUUCCAUCACAACGGUGCACACCAUUGUUUCUUUGUCUUCCUAUGAUGCCAACACCAAGUUCAUCCUUCAGCUUAAUAACACUCAGACAUGGCUCAUAUACACCUCCUCCCCAAUCUAUUUGAACCAUGCUGCUUCUGAGGUUACAUCCAAGCCCUAUUCUGGCAUCAUUCGCAUAGCAGCGCUGCCUGAUUCCAACCCCAACAAUGUGGCAACUCUUGACAAGUUCAGUUCUUGUUACCCUGUGUCGGGUGAUGCAGCACUCAAGAAACCUUUCCGUUUGGAGUAUAAAUGGCAAAAGAAAAGCUCUGGGGACUUGCUCAUGCUUGCUCACCCUCUUCAUGCUAAGCUUCUAUCAUAUGAUCGUAACGUUACCGUUCUGCACGAUUUUAAGUAUAGAAGUGUUGAUGGUGAUCUUGUUGGCGUUGUGGGGGAUUCGUGGGUGUUGGAGACGGAUCCUAUUCCUGUGACAUGGCAUUCUAACAAGGGCAUCAAUAAAGAGUCACUUGGUGAGAUUGUCUCCGCGCUUUAUAAGGAUGUCAAGGAGCUAAAUUCUUCUGCGAUAACAACAAAUUCAUCUUAUUUCUAUGGGAAGCUUGUUGGAAGGGCUGCAAGGCUAGCCUUGAUAGCAGAAGAAGUAUCUUAUCCUAAAGUGAUUCCCAAGGUUACAAAGUUUCUGAAGGAAACCAUUGAGCCCUGGUUGGAUGGAACUUUUAAAGGGAAUGGUUUCCUAUACGAAAGAAAAUGGCGUGGACUUGUUACCGAACAAGGCUCCACAGAUUCAACUGCUGAUUUUGGGUUUGGAAUCUAUAACGAUCACCAUUUUCAUUUGGGGUACUUCCUUUAUGGAAUUGCAGUUCUUGCAAAGAUUGACCCUGCCUGGGGCAAAAAGUACAAACCACAAGCUUAUGCACUUGUGACAGAUUUUAUGAACUUGGGCCAAAGGUAUAACUCAGAUUAUCCACGCCUAAGAUGUUUUGACCUUUAUACGUUACACUCUUGGGCUUCGGGGUUGACUGAAUUUGAAGAUGGGAGGAAUCAGGAAAGUACAAGUGAAGCUGUAAAUGCAUACUAUGCAGCAGCAUUGAUCGGUCUAGCUUAUGGUGAUAGCCGUCUUGUUGAUACUGGAUCGACACUGUUAGCAUUGGAAAUUCGUGCUACACAAACAUGGUGGCAUGUGAAAGUGGAAGACGAUUUGUAUGAAGAAGAAUUUGCAAAAGAUAACAGGAUAGUGGGUAUUCUGUGGGCUAACAAGAGGGACAGUAAGCUAUGGUGGGCUCCUGCUGAGUGUAGAGAGUGUAGGCUUAGUAUCCAAGUUCUACCCUUGUUGCCAGUCACUGAGACCUUGUUCUCUGAUGCUGUUUAUGCGAAGGAGCUUGUGGAAUGGACACUGCCUUCUUUGAAGAAUAAAACAAAUGUAGAAGGCUGGAAGGGAUUCACCUAUGCCUUGCAAGGAAUUUAUGAUAAAGGUACAGCAUUGAAGAAUAUAAGAACGUUGAAAGGUUUUGAUGAUGGGAACUCAUUCAGUAAUCUCCAAUGGUGGAUUCACAGCAGAUGA